CUUCCACUGAAACUAUAAAGCAGGUAUCUUCAUAGAGCGACAAUAUUCAUGUCGCUUUUCUAGAUCAUCUCUUUGCUUGAGAAUAGAGUAGAAUUGUACGAGUCUUUUUUCUCAUAAACCGAGAUGAUCAAGAAAGACAGAAGAAGACGAAGGAGGAGAACGAGAAGGAGGAGGAGGAGAAGGGGAAAAGCAAAAGCUACGAAGACGUAAAAAGAGAGGAGACGAGAGACAGAAAAAGACAGAGAAAGAGACGAAGGAAGGGAGGAAGGGAGAGACGAGAGAGAGAGAGAGAGAGAGAGAAAAAGAAAGAAAGAGAGACCAUGACAAUAACAAAGGACAAAGACGUGAAAAAGGAGGAGGAGGAGGAGGAGGAGGAGGAGAAGAAGAAGAAGAACGUGAAGCACAAGAACGACGAGGCUAGGCUCGUCGUACGUCGUCUCUGGUGCAGCUUGAACAGCUCGGGCGCGACUUUGUUUGACAGACUCCACUUCUUCCUCCGCUUCUUCUUCUUGUUCUUCUUUUACUCCUCCUCUUCUUUCAGUUCUCAUCUCUUCUUACGUUCUCCUCCUUAUUCCUUCUUGUUUCCUCUUUCCUCCUCUUCGCGUUCUGUUUCGUUCAAAGUGCAGAGCAGAAAGGAAGGAAGGAAUCUUGUUGGAGCUGCUGCUACCUUGUACUAUUUUAGAAAACUCUCGAGGAGGAAAACUACUUAAACACAGUCCAAAUUAGUGCCUAGGCGUGCGACAUAUUUAAAGGAAAAUACUCAAGAUCACGUAGAGCCACCUCAAUACUCAUGGCGUCCGACCAGACCUCGGAUCAGGUGUUCCAACUCCGGAGCUCGCAGUUUUUCUUAGCAGAGGCCUUGGAUCAACAACUAAAGGAGGAAAACUUUGUGGAUGUCACCCUUGUGUGCUUGGACAAUCUCCGGUUUCAGGAUGCUACCUUGGUUAAGGCGCAUAAGAUGAUUUUGGCUUCUUCAUCCGAAUUUUUUCAAUUAGUGCUCAAGCAGAAUCCGUGCCAGCAUCCUGUCGUGAUCUUGCCACAAGGCAUCACCCAUGACACAUUAGAGAUCAUCUUGGAAUUCAUCUACAGAGGCGAGGUCUCCAUCCCUGAGUCCAAGUUCCCGUCAGUGAUCCAAGCUGCCAAUUAUCUCAAGAUCCAUGGUCUCCGGCAAGAUGACACAGACGUGGCAAAUUGCAACAGCUCAGAGGCAGGCCAAUCCACGGAUGAGCCUCCACCGAAUUCGCACUCAUUGAAAAGAAAAUCAUCGCCCAAGUACCAUUUCAAGAACAAACGAAAGCCAGUCCAGCCUCGAAAAUUUGGAAGUGAAUUCAAAGGCUCAUUAGGGGGCAUAGAGCUUCCAAUGGAAGUUAAAUUGGAGAGUACCGAAGAUGAAGAAGAGGGCGAAGAAGAGGAAGAGGAGAAACCUAUGGAUUUCACCAUAAGGCCUUUGCAGGGACGCAAAAACGACGAGCCAACCGACCAACAGGAGUCCAACCUGGGCACAUCUCCUUACUUCAAUCUAGAGGCAUUCAAGGCAUCUCUUCGCUCAGAUCCUGACACGGACAACGACCUAGAGACACCACUCUCAACUGAGCAAUUUGAAGAGUCGCCCAGUCCCCCUGAGCCCAAAGCCUACACCAAAAAGGAUCUUAAUGAGGCGCUGGAGUCGUUGAAAUCCAAACGGAUGUCUCUUUCUCGGGCUUCCGAGGUGUACGCCAUUCCGGCCACCACUCUGUGGCAAAGAGCCAACCGAAUGGGCAUUGCCACACCCAAAAGAGAGACCAACAGCAAAAUCUGGAAGAAUGAGGACCUCACCAAUGCCUUGGACGCUUUGCGGAAAAAAGAGAUUUCUGCUAACAAAGCCUCCAAAAUCUACGGAAUUCCUUCUAGUACAUUGUACAAAAUUGCCAGAAAAGAGGGUAUCGAGUUGGCUCAGCCUUUCAACGCGGUUCAAACCUCAUGGAGCCAAGAUGACCUCAGGAAGGCCCUCAAUGCUAUUCGGAAAGGAAUGCCCGUUCAAAAGGCGUCUUCCGAGUUUGGCAUUCCCAGUGGCACUCUCUACGGACGAUGCAAGAAAGUCGGCAUUGAAUUGUCCAAAGCUGCGGCCGUUCAUUGGUCGGAAGAGGACAUGGUACAAGCCUUGAACUCGGUACAAAAUGGAACCCUCUCUAUCAACCAGGCUGCAAUUCACCACAAUCUGCCGUACUCGUCCCUUUACGGGCGAAUAAAUCGACUGAGGAAGGAGAAUCCGAGCCAAUGGCAAGGAUUCACUCCAGACCUGACUUUUGAGGCCUUCAUGGCUGCCGGUCACCAUUCAGAGGCUUCGCUUCUCUCCCUGACUCAUGCGGCCGUUCCAGACCGAGGAUUGGGACGAGGAAGCUCUAUGAUUUCAGUUCCCGAUGCCUCUUGGCGGCUAUAGUUGAGCUAUCACUUUUCUUCAGCUGCUGUCAGUUUUACCAAGGUGGCGGAGUUCUCAAGUCUCAAACCCAACCAAAAAGCCCGGGGCUAAUCAAAAUUUACUUCCGAGAUAGGUGCACCUGAAAAUAUUCUCGUUUGUGCAAUAUUAAUGCUUUCUUUGCUUUCUGCAUAUUCCAUCUCAAUCUGUCUAGCUCAUUGUUUCGCAGUGGGUAAUCAAUCAUUCAUCAUGAAUUUGGCGGGAACAUUUCGUUUAUUCUCUCUUCCGCCUACUUAACCGCUUAACUAUUUGAUACCCAUGCCCCCUCAAGGUAAUUGGAAUCCUAUAAAACAGUUCCUUCUUCUCUUGUCCCUCCACACCUCUGUGAUAUUCCAUUCUUCAAGAACCAACAACCGUUCCUCUCAUUCUCGGAAUAAAUCUCCGUUAAAUCAA
Molecule: messenger RNA, 2848 nt
Organism: Tigriopus californicus
Lineage: Eukaryota; Metazoa; Arthropoda; Copepoda; Harpacticoida; Harpacticidae
Exons: 4
Coding region: 791-2419 (542 amino acids)
Biological process (GO): regulation of transcription by RNA polymerase II
Cellular component (GO): nucleus
Molecular function (GO): protein binding; DNA binding
Source: RefSeq, a predicted model, not a curated record